UUCUGUGAUUGAAUACUGGAGUUGUUGUCAUUUUUAUUUACUGUUGCGAAUAUCAGAACCAGGACUAAUAUAAUUAAAUAUCUGUUAUAAAAUUAAAUUGAUUCAAAUUAUUAGCCAUGAGUUGUUUCGACAAUAUGAGUAUGCCAAGCUGUGUUUGGUUCGAAAGUGGCGAAAAACGUAACAUCCUUGCGUCGAUAUUCGCUGGUUUACUGUUCUUCACCGGUUGGUGGUUUAUUAUUGAUGCUGCAUCAGUGUAUAAAAGUGAACUCCCCGGUGCAGCUCAUGUUUGCGGAGUUAUGGCAACACUUUCACUACUGAUGGUUAACUCGGUGUCUAAUGCACAGGUUCGUGGUGAAACCUACACCGGUGGGUGUAUGGGACCUCGUGGAGCGAGACUAUGGUUGUUCCUUGGCUUUGUAGUCGGCUUUGCUUCAUUGAUAGCGGCCUGCUGGAUACUAUUUGCAAACUAUGUUAAUGCUGGUAGCAACAAACACACCUGGCCUGGUGUAAGUCUAUUUAUGCAAAAUGCAUUCAUAUUUGCUGGAUCUUUAGUUUUUAAAUUUGGUCGCACCGAAGAUGUCUGGGGUUGAUUAUUUGUUUGUUUGUUGUUAAGAUCAUAAUAGCUUAAAUAAUACCUUUGAUAAUGUAACUGUAAACAUUUUGUAUGAGAUAUUUAUAACAAUUGUAUGUUAAAGAGUAUUAUAAAAUAUUUUCUCUCAUGAUUACUUAUAAAUCUAUAAUAAUUUUUUUGUCCUUUUCAUCGUAGAGUAUUUUGUAGACCAUCUAUAUAUAAAUUUAAAUUGAUUUCAUUAGUUUUUUUAAAUAAAACCAUUUUCAUUUAUUUAUUUGUUAUAUUUACAUAGAAGAUACAGUAAAUCUAAAACUAUUGUGUGAAUUCCUUAAUUAUAAUGAAAAUUCAUGUCGGCAAUGACUCCAUCACAAUGGAGUUUUUCAAAAACAGCUAAAUAAAUAUAAUUGGAUUAAUAAAUAACUAUUGCUUUAGUAUAAAUUUAUACUAGAAAAGAAAUAAUAAUAAAAAAAUAUUGAGCA
Messenger RNA from Danaus plexippus (monarch butterfly), 1050 nucleotides. Its product is annotated as transmembrane protein 50A. NCBI's taxonomy places the organism in Eukaryota, Metazoa, Arthropoda, Insecta, Lepidoptera, Nymphalidae. The transcript has 4 exons. The record is from RefSeq and is a predicted model, not a curated record. The coding region runs from base 117 to 590 and encodes 157 amino acids. Gene Ontology annotation, biological process: protein targeting to vacuole; late endosome to vacuole transport via multivesicular body sorting pathway.